CUGGCUUACAACCAUAAAGACAUACAACUAGGGAUAUGAUAGACCGAGUAAUGGUAUUUCCGGAGCUGGAAUUUUAAGCCCUGUAAACCUGGAAUUGCAGACUCACCAUUGAGCUCAUUCGCGUGGAUUCUGCAUGGUGACUAAAACAUGCCUUCAUCACAGGUAUUAGUCCGUCUUCCACAGACUACGCUCAAACGCAGACAGUUUAAGGAUAAAAUAACCAUACAUUUCCAAAAGUCGGAGGUCAGCAAUGGUUUUGAAGUGGAGGAUGUCAAUAUUAUCCUGGAAAAUGACAGUGAAAUAUGGCUGACAGUUACAUUGAGCGAACCUGCAGGUGUCGAGUUCGUACUUUCAAGAGAAAAACACCAUGAACUGAUCAUUGAUGGAGUUGCAAUUCCACUUGAAGUAAAACCUGCACCAAGCUGGCGGCUAGUGUCACCUUCAGUUGAUUCGGACUCGGAUCUAGAGACUUGUGUGGUCUUGAAAGAAGCCGAUGCCGAAGUUGAGGAAGAUGAGCAACUGAUCGAAGUGACUGGUUUUAAAUGGUUACAUGAUAUGGAGGUCCUUAAAUUGUACUUUGAGAACCCACGGAAAUCUGGAGGAAGUGAAAUAGAGACGAUCGAGAGAGAUUCUAAGACUGGUGCCGUCAGAAUUACCUUCAAAGACCCAUCGGUUGCUGCUACGGUUGAAGCAAGGAAGCACAAGCUAGCCGGCGCAAAUCUGAAUGUUAAACUGAUCACCAAGAAGAAACGUCGACCACUUCCAAUCAACGCACGAUGUCUGUUUCUAGAAGGAAUACCAGAUGGCUGCUCCUCUGAGCAUUUAAAGCUCUUUAUUGAGAAUAGAGCAUCCAUGAAUGAGGAACCAACCAUCCAAUAUGGAGAGAAGCCUGGGACAGCUAUAUGUACAUUCUCAUGUGUUAUUCCAGAUCUCGAUGAGACGUUGACUAAUAUUUCUAAGAAGAAACUUAAAGGCGUUGUAUUAACAGCAGAGAAAGUUCAUGAAACUGAUGCAGUCUUAGUAACAGGAUGUUCACAAGUUGUAAGUUUGAUUGAAGUCAUUGAUCUGUAUUUUGACAUCAAGAAGAAGAGUGGAGGCAGUGGAGUGAGAGAGGUACAACCAGGACCCGUGGAUGGACAGGCAAUCGUUCACUUUGAUGACUGGAAUGUUGUGAAUGGAGUGUUGCGCAAAGAUCAUAAGAUUGGUGGAAAAGUAGUAAAAGCUGAAACGUAUCAUGAAUGUCUUGGGAAACUGGACCAUGGUGAUCAGGCGUCCGUCUCACACACCGCUGGCAAGACAAGCCCUGAACAGUUGAAAAGAGGACCCGGUAAUGUAGCAUCAAGCAUCGAGGGAGCUGAAGCACAAGAGACUGGCCAGAAAGUAGGGACGAAGAAACCACACCAAAGAGUCCAGGUACCAUUCCAAGGAGAACAGGGAGGCAAGGCUGUUGACACUCGGGAAGGGUUCCAAGGAAGCCAUAACGAAAGUUACGAGCAACUGAUUGAAGUGACUGGCUUCAAACCGUCCACAGAUGAUGAGAUCUUCAAGCUCUAUUUUGAAAAUCGUGGAAAAUCUGGAGGAGGUGAAGUAGAGACGAUCGAGAGAGAUUCUAAGACUGGUGCCGUCAGAAUUACCUUCAAGGACCCAUCGGUUGCUGUUGAAGUUGAGAGGAGAAAGCACAAGCUUGUUGGUGCAACGCUGAAGAUCAAACUGAUCACCAAGAAGAAACGUCGACCACUUCCAAUCAAUGCACGAUGUAUGUUUCUAGGAGGGAUACCAGAUGGAUGCUCAUCUGAGCGUGUGAAGCUCUUUAUUGAGAAUAGAGCAUCCAUGGAUGAGGAACCAACCAUCCAAUAUGGAGAGAAGCCUGGGACAGCUAUAUGUACAUUCUCAUGUGAUAUUCCAGAAUUGGAUGAUGUUAUAACCAAGAUUCCAAAGAAGAAACUUCGUGGCGUUCAAAUAACAGCAGAAAAAGUUCAUGAAUCCGAUGCACUCCGAGUACAAGGAUGUCCGCAAGACAUAGAUUUUGAAAUGAUUGAGUUGUAUUUUGACAACAAGGAGAAGAGUGGAGGCGGUGGAGUGAGAGAGGUACAACCAGGACCCAUCGUCUACUUUGAAGACUGGAAGGUGGUUCAAGACGUUUUAGCAAGAGGUCUUCAUAAGCUUGGUAGUACUGAACUUCGAGUCGACUCAUACUAUGAGUUCCUCGGAAGACUGAGCCCGCUUGAUGCCCCAACUCCACAUAUCCCAAAACCAGUGUCAGUAGAAGUACAUGAACCUAUUAUGGAAUUCCUCUAUGGGAAAGGUGAAAAUGCCAAGAAGAAGUUGUUGAAAGACUUGGCCAAGAUGAAAGCCAAUCUGCUGUGGCCGGAUGGUUCUCAGAAGUCUCAAGCUAAACUGAAGCCAGUAGAAUAUGACUCCCAGCCUCAAUCAUCAUGGUUGAACUGGGAAAAGGAAGCUGUCGAUGUUCUGACCGACUUCAUGAACGGAUACAAAACAGCCCGAGUUCCAGUUCCGCAAACACUGUGGAAGGGUGCUGCUGAUAAACUGCAGAAGAUGACUACAACUUGCUCGAUGGUCCCAGAUGCUCAACGUCAUGAAGUGAUACUGGUCGGGGAGCACCGAGAUGUUGAUGUCACUGAAGCAACAAUCAUUGACAUCAUCAUGGAGUUACAGAAGGAGGCUGACUAUGAUGCUGAACAAGUAACAGAAGACAUCAACUGGGAUACAGAGAUCCUGCAGCUUUUUACCUUGUGUGGGAUUAAACAAGAGAUCGAAAAGUCCUUUCCAGCUCUGAAGAUUACAAUUUUCAGCUCUCCUGGUAAAACUGGCAUUACUCUCGGGGGAACAAGGAUAACCGUCAAAGAGGUGGAGCUAAAGAUAAGGAGGAGGAUGGACAGUUUGGAAAAGACUGAGUUCAAAGUUGGGAGUAUCAAAGUGCGGUUUGUUCAGAGUGUUCUUGACAAAAUUUAUGAAGCUCUAGGGUCAAAGGAUAUUCUCGCAGCAUGCAGUGGAUCUGAUGAUGGGAAGAUCACAAUACAUGGUGCUACUAGCAGAGAUAUCAGGGAGGCUAAAGCAUACAUCGACCAUGAAAUAGAUGAAGAUGUGAUUCCCAUCAAAGGUUCUGCAUUAGCUGUUGUACAAGGCAACGAGGGGAAGAAACUUGUAGAUUGUAUCAACAAGCAAAAGUUGGUCAUGGUGGAAAUGAGGCAAGACAGUAUCGAGCUCGCGGGAUUCAAGUCUAAACUGGAGGAAGCGAAGACUCAGAUCAUAAAGUUCCUUAAAAACACAACAAUUAUUAAGGAACACAUUCCUUGCCGCGCUGCUGAUCUAAAGACAAUCGAUAACCUCUGGCCUGAAGAAGUUGAGUUUGUAGAAAUGAAAAAUCAGGCAAACUACGUCAAAAUAGAGUCGAGGACACACGGAAGCAAGACCGGUUUUGCUAUUGAAGGCAACCAAGACGGCAUUGAAACCGCUCGAAACUGUUGUCUGUUGCUAAUGGAAAGACUUUAUAGAAACCAAGAAGACACACACAAAAGUUAUAAGCCACAAACAAUAGCUGUAGAUCAGCUGCAAUCAGAUCAGCCAGCACAGGCCUGCAGUUCAGUAGAAGUUGAGAUUGACCCAGGCCCUGCCAACCCGCUGCCUGCAUCCUUUCCACGUCCUCCAACCACCGACUUAUCCGUCUAUUGGCAGUCUCUUCCUCCACGUAACUCCGUUGACUAGGCUCCUCUGAAUCACCGGGGAGCAUCGGGUUCUCAGCGGGUCGUUGCCCAACAGUGCGCGGGGAAACACAACGCUGGUCCCC
Messenger RNA from Asterias rubens (European starfish), 3808 nucleotides. RefSeq lists its product as uncharacterized. The record is from RefSeq and is a predicted model, not a curated record. NCBI's taxonomy places the organism in Eukaryota, Metazoa, Echinodermata, Asteroidea, Forcipulatida, Asteriidae. The transcript is spliced from 14 exons. The coding region runs from base 148 to 3726 and encodes 1192 amino acids.